Molecule: messenger RNA, 1200 nt
Organism: Menidia menidia (Atlantic silverside)
Lineage: Eukaryota; Metazoa; Chordata; Actinopteri; Atheriniformes; Atherinopsidae
Source: the annotation of a GenBank genome assembly
AAAGGGAGUGAGAGCUUUAAUACUAAAGAGGAUGAUUAGUGAGUGGCAGUUCAGGGAUUGCUUACAACAGUAGGGAACUGAGGAAAGAAUCCAGACUAUUUUCAUGUAUCGUUCCACAAUGGUGGACACUAAGAGAACAGUCUAUCUUCAAGAAACUCAAGACUCAGCUCUUAAGAGUAUGUAUCCUCCCCUAACCCUUAAUCUCUACCUCCACACCUCCUGUACCACUCUUUCUUUACUUCCAUCUCACAGAAACUGACUAGUGGCUACAAUAGCCAGUGGAACCAAACAUGUAUCCAUUAUCAUAAAAAAAAGCUUGAUUUGGUGAGAUUCUCUCAAUCUUCCUUUUACAGGGAUGGAUCAACACUUAUGCUCGAGAUUUGGUUUUAUUUCAUGAUCCUUUUCAUUUGAAUAAGUUGCUUGUCUUUGGGGCGUUUUAGCCACUUAGACAAAAAGCAGCUUGGUUUUACAAGUAUUAGGUUUGAUGCAAAAUCAAUGCUGUGGAAGUGGAUCUGACAUGAACAAAACCUCUUGUGUUUACUCUGCUUCUGUGUGGUGUGUCGUAUUAUCUUGUACUGGGUGGGUAAUGCACCUGGCGUGCGGACCUGUCAACAUUUCCCAGAAGAGCUGAUGAAUGAUGCAUUUCAGCACCGGGGCCAGUAGACAGCUCCACACGCACAGGCCGCUGCGAUUGGCUGCUGGGGACGGGAGCGUCGGGUCACUCGGCGGAGACACAAAACCGGGCUGAAAUGGGGGGUGGGCACGUCAGUCUCUUUGUGGGUGAACACAUAAGCCUGGACUCACACAGACAGGAUCUUUGGCUGAGAGAUGAGACUUCUGCUCGUGGUUGUGGUGACCGCGCUGGUUGGCGCUCAGGGUGGAGGGAGUGAGAGGGCUCCGCCCGGACCGGCUUCUGAUCAGAGGACCCGUGUGACAGCCGCCGUCCUCUCGGAGCUCCGGAGAACCGCAGGAGACUUCCCGGCGGAGGACCCCAGCCUGUGCUUCACCGCCAGAGAGAGCGACGACCAGCGGCAGCUUCUGUGUAACGACCGGCGGAGUAAGUUCAACUACAACCCGUUCGGCCUUCGCUUCGGUAAACGCACCAAAAGCUACCUUUACAGAAGAGCCAAUAAAAGCGCGAGGACCGAGAAGUUUUCGCCCCUCCAUCUAUUCUCGCGAGAACUUGAGGUUCCUACCUGA